AUGCGCGCUCUUGAGGAGCGCACUAGCUGGCUGGACUGGCACAUCUCAUCUGAUGGUCGAUGCACGUUUGGCUGUCGCCUGUGUGCUGAGACAGCUGGCUUCCAGUUCACAACGCGUGACCAGUGCAAGCAAUCAAAGCUGGAACGCCAUGCAGACAAUGAGCAGCACAAGAAGAACGUUUGCCGUGCCUUGGGCUUCGAGCCACCGGCAGACUCGGAGGAGAAGCCCGUGGUGGCGCCAAGCAAGGCCACCUUCCAGGAAGUUUUCCAGAGGCUUCAGAAAAACACCUGCGACCGUUUCAUGGAUGGCGUUGCUGCAGAGGACAAGAUAAACAAGAUUCAGUUUACGAUCGUGGAGACAGCCCGAGCUUCGUGGAGGCGUGCUCUCGCUGAAGCCGUGUCGAUUUCCCUUCUUCGAGACGAGCGGCACAAACGAGUUCUGCUUUGCUUCCGAUCCGCUGAUGCCAGCGGCAACAUAACAGAAGGCGUGGUGGGCCAGCUCAAGAUGUCUUUCUCAAGCACAGCGCUUGGGCUUGCAGAGGCUACUCAUCGUCUUUUGCGUGAGUUCUGCACACCUGGCACAGGUGUGCCUCGGAGACAUCGGGGCGGGGAGAUGGUCUGCGACGAGACAUUGCUACAGCAUGUGAGGGCACAUGUGCACAGUACGUGCGUCGACGCGGCCAGCAACGAAGUGUGCGCUACCUUCGACACAGCCGCAGCGUGGGCACUUCCUCUGGAAGGGCUUCCUCCAGGCGAGGCUCUGUUCCCCAACCACCAACUGGUGGUGCGCGACCGGGCGCACGGCUCGCGCAGAAUUCUAUCUCGUCCCUGGACGGCGGACCGAUACCUGAAUUCUCUUUUUCAGUCCCUGGUAUCUGGACCCUCAAGCCUGGUGCAGCUAAUUCGCCACAGCAUGGAUUUCAGCCAGUGGUACCGCGAAGCGACUGCCCAGUCGCUCAGCAAAGGUGUGUCCACUUCCUUCCAAAACCUUCGAGCGGCUCUACAUCGCUUCGAGUCUUUAGUGACGCCCUUGUCAAGAUUCGUCCUUGACAUCGAGUCCAUCCUGGCGGUUGCAAACCGCAUCAUGGAGGAAAGAGCCGGCACACAUGCAGCGGCAGUGGCAGCAGACUUCCUAGAAGCUCUGGAUGUGGAGCUCCUCGUUUCGUCCGCCAUGUUGUCGGACGCCGGUGACGAGGCACUUCAACUGGUGAGGUUUUUUGACAGCGACUCGACAGACGCUGCACAGGCGAACGGCAUCAUGAAGGCAGGCGGCACGUGUGUCUUGUGUUCGCCGGAAGAAUUCUAG
This is a messenger RNA of Symbiodinium necroappetens, 1305 nucleotides long. The record is from the annotation of a GenBank genome assembly. NCBI's taxonomy places the organism in Eukaryota, Dinophyceae, Suessiales, Symbiodiniaceae.